AUGCAGAGGGACAGCAGCGACUCCUGGACCACAACAACUGUUCCAGCUCUGGAACAGCCAGCAGCAGCGACUGGGACUCAGGGAUGAUCCUGCAACAGAUGGCACAAGUGUGAGACAACAACGAAUGGCUUCCACAGGGAGUGGUCUCCGCAUCCAGGGGGAUGACAACCUCCAGUCCAUGCUGGUGGGGACGGUCAUGAGAAAAAUCAAGUCUCGUUCCUGGAAGAAGCAGCGCUACUUCAGACUGCAGGAUGACUGCAUGACCAUCUGGUACAAGUCCAAAAAGGCGGGCAACACCCAUUCUACAUUUUCAGUGGGUGAUGUGGAGGCAAUACGAGAGGGCCACCAGUCUGAAGUGCUGCUCAGCAUCGCUGAUGAGUUCCCCGCUGACCGAUGCUUCACACUGGUGUUCCGCGGCCGCAGGGGCAACCUGGACCUGGUUGCCGAGUCAGCCGAGGAAGCACAGUCCUGGAUCAGAGGCAUGAAGAAGCUGAUUGAGAACCUGGAGAACAUGGGGGAGAGGGAGAGACUUGACCAAUGGAUCGGUGACUGGUUCAGGAAGGCAGACAAGAACAAUGACGGCCGGAUGAACUUUAAGGAAGUUCAAGAUUUACUGAAGAUGAUGAAUGUGGACAUGAAUGAGCACCACACUCAUCGUCUCUUCACAAUGGCUGAUAAGUCCCAGUCAGGUACACUGGAGGAUGACGAAUUUGUGCUCUUCUACAAGAUGUUGACCCAGCGGGAGGACGUCCUGAGGGUUUUUCAGGAGUACUCAGUUGAUGGGCAGAAAUUAUCCCAAAGCGACUUGGAGGACUUCCUGAGAGAUGAGCAGCUGGAGGGGGGCGACAUCCAGCAGUAUGCCAAGCAGCUCAUUGAGCGCUAUGAGCCCUCUGACACAGCCAAGAUGCUGAAUGCCAUGACAUUUGAUGGCUUCUUGAUGUACCUCGGCUCAGCUGAGGGAUCCAUCUUCAACCCACAGUGGCGGAGCAUCUUCCAGGACAUGAGCCAGCCGCUGUGCCAUUACUUCAUCUCCUCUUCCCACAACACCUACCUGAUGGAGGACCAGCUUCGAGGACAUAGCAGUGUGGAGGGAUAUAUCAGGGCUCUGAGUCGAGGCUGUCGUUGUGUGGAAGUGGACUGCUGGGAUGGUGCCAACGGAGAGCCCAUCGUCUAUCAUGGACACACUUUCACCUCCAAGAUACUCUUCAAAGACGUGGUCAAUGCAGUGGGAAACUAUGCCUUCAAGGUAUCGGAAUAUCCAGUCAUCCUGUCCAUCGAGAACCACUGCAGUGUUGAGCAACAGAAAGUCAUGGCCCAACACCUCAACCACAUCCUGGGUGACAAGCUGCUGAAAAGCACAUUAGAUGGCAGGGCCCCCAUCGGGCUGCCGUCUCCCGAGGAUCUUAAGGGGAAGAUUCUGCUGAAGGCGAAGAAAAUUGGUGGUCUGGAGGAGAGUUUCAAUGGGAUAGCGGAGGACUCUCAGACCGGCGAGGUCAGUGAUGAGGACGAGGUGCCUGAAAUGGAUGAAGAUAACCACCACCGCGAGAGUGUCCGUCACAGGAUCAAGAAGUCAAAGCAGCGUCUGUCCAAGGAGCUGUCAGACUGUGUGGUUUACUGCAAAAGUGUCCACUUCAGUAACUUCAAACACUCUCGCAUCCACUCCAAGUUCUACGAGGUGGCGUCUUUCACAGAGUCCAAGGCCCGCAAACACCUGAGAGAGGCUGGGGCUGAGUUUGUGCACCAUAACUCACGGCAGCUGACCAGGGUUUACCCCAGUGGCUUCCGAACGGACUCCUCCAAUUUCAAUCCUCAGGAAAUGUGGAAUGCUGGGUGCCAAAUUGUUGCAUUGAAUUUCCAGACUGCGGGGGAGGGGAUGGAUCUGAACGACGGACUGUUCAGUCAGAAUGGCAGCUGUGGCUAUAUCCUAAAGCCCAGCUUCAUGAGAGAGGCUGGGAAAAGAUUUGACCCUGAGACACCCCAAAAACAAGAUGACUACCAGCCUGUGGUCCUCACCAUACAGGUGAUCAGUGGUCAGCAGCUGCCCAAAGUCAACAUCAAAGAGCAUUCUAUAGUGGAUCCUCUGGUCAGAGUGGAGAUCCAUGGUGUUCCUCUGGACCAGGCCAAGCAGGAAACCAGAUACAUAGAGAACAAUGGGUUCAACCCUGUGUGGUAUGACACUCUGCGCUUCACCAUCCACACCCCUGAGCUGGCAAUGGUGCGCUUUGUAGUGGAGGACUAUGACAAGACAACUAAAAAUGACUUUGUGGGGCAGUAUACGCUACCUCUGAGCUGCUUGCAGCAAGGCUAUCGUCACAUUCACCUGUUGUCCAGAGAUGGAACCAGUAUACCUCCUGCCUCUUUAUUCGUACACAUCAGGAUCACAGAGCUUGAAUAAACCUUCGCCUUCCUCAUACACCGGAGGUAUCUGACAGAACAUAAUAUUUCGUUUUUAUUUAGAAGUGGAGUCACUCUUUCCUGUAGAACAAGACUCUCAAUCUGCUUUACCUGCAAAUUGCUGUAUUUUUUUUUUUUUUUUUUACAACUUACUGUAUUUUAGAAAUAAUAUAAUAUUAAUGCUGGAUGUAAUGCUUGUAUUUGCUGGUAAGCUUGUAUUUUAGAAAUACAGUGUAAUACUCAAAGUAAAUUUAGAGUAUAUUACUGUAGUCUUGUAUUUAAUAAAUAAACAAUACUACACAGUUCAGUCAGUAAAUUACUGAAUAUUUACAGAACACUGUAAAAGUUUUCAUUGUAAAUUUACAGUAAAUUUCUGUAAUAAUUCCUGUAAGUUAUCUUGAUCCAUUUUUGUGUCAGCUAGCUAAUAGUGGCAAAACAUGUUAUCUCUGAUCAUGUGAUUUGCGUGGUGAUAUUCAAAUAUAUGCAAAUUCUUGAAGAUAUUUAGAUUGAAUAAAUAGCUUUACUACUCGGGUGCGCUCUAAUUCCCCCCUGUGGGCUGAUAUAUAUAGGUCCUGUAAUAGUAUUUAAUAUUAUUAUUAUUUGAUGUGAAUAAAUACUAUGCCAAAUCUUAAGGUCUUACACAGAGGAUGUAUAUGCAUGUUUUUGUUCUGUUCACUAUAGUGUGUUUUGCUUGUUCCUGUGAUUGACUUGAACUUUGCUGCUGCUGAUGUUUGGUGUAUCUGUUUCUGCUGAAAUAAUGUGUUGUAGAGAAGAAUGUGCCACUAAUAUGUUAUGUCAGGAUGUUUAUUUUCUGUCAGUAUUUUCCUUUAACACUCAGCACUUCAUAGUCACUGUCUGGCUUAAUAUAUAGAUUUAUUUGCACUCAAAGAAGAUAUGUUUGCCAAGGCUGCAAACAUAUCCAGCUAUAACCAUCAUAAGAAAACAUUUAGCAGAACAUAACCAUAAAAGCAUCAUGUAUAAGAACAUAUUGAAAUGGACAAAAUACCACACAUAUAAAAGAUGGGCUAUAAACAAUAUUCUUUACAAUGUGAGCACUUUACAAUUCAGACUUUUCAUAUAACCUUUUUAGAUUUUUAAAAGUAUUAAAACAUGCAAAAUACCAAAAAUAACCACAACUUUCCGGUACUGAAAUCUGUUCACAGGUUUACAUGGGUAAACCUUUUAAAUUUUUUAUAUACCUUUCAAAAAUGAUAAAGCACAAAUGUACACUGCAAACCUUAGAUGUAAAUUUACAGUGAAAUCUGAACAGCUUUCUCCUGUAUUGAUGCCAUACAUUCUCGUACUGUAUAUUGCAAUGCAGUCUUGGAGAAAUUAUGUGAUUACAGCAAGACAAUGCCAUUAUUUACAGGAAUUUACUGUAAAUUUACACUGAAAUGUUUUACAAUGUACAGUAAAUAUUAAGUAAUUUACUGACAAAACUGUAAACAGUUGUUAUUGUAAAGUGUUACCCUAUAUUCUUGUAAAUUUACAACACAAUACUAAGUAAUGCUUAUAGAUGGUUUAUAAACCAAUUAUUAACCAUUUACAAAGUACUAUACAUAUUUAAUCGUUAAAGGUUUUCAACCAAUUUCA
This is a messenger RNA of Centropristis striata (black sea bass), 3987 nucleotides long. RefSeq names its product 1-phosphatidylinositol 4,5-bisphosphate phosphodiesterase delta-4-like. Bases 125 to 2395 code for a protein of 756 amino acids. The transcript has 16 exons. Gene Ontology annotation, molecular function: phosphatidylinositol-4,5-bisphosphate phospholipase C activity; calcium ion binding. Lineage: Eukaryota; Metazoa; Chordata; Actinopteri; Perciformes; Serranidae. Gene Ontology annotation, biological process: intracellular signal transduction; lipid metabolic process. The record is from RefSeq and is a predicted model, not a curated record.